CCCAUUGUGUUAUACCGUGCAGAUCUAUUGUCAAGUCGCGUGUUGGGAACAUCAGAGACACUUCGGGCUAUAUCCGUAGCCUCAAGUCUUCUUAUCGUCAUCGCCCACCCUCUUCGUUUGAUUCUUGGACACCCCUCAAUAUCGGCCCCACGUUGAGAAGGCUACGAGUACGGAUAACUGCAUAUGUUUCUUCGCCAACUCGACCUGACGACUGCUCUUCGUCCAUCUUUACUACCAGACGAAACUCUUUUGUUUGUUCAGGAUGCAGUAGGUCUUUACGAGGGGAAAUAUAAAAUUCCCAACUACCAAAAUGGUCACGCCUACCUGACCUCACAUCGCGUGUGCUACGUCGACAAUCAGGAGCCGCGGAAGUUCUCCGUUGGUAUUGAUCUUAAGGAUAUCGAAAGGCCAGAAUUUUAUGCUGGGUUCUUAAAGUCAUCAGCAAAAAUCACUCUAUAUCCGAAAGCUCCAAAACAUAAUGCUUUGGCCAUCAGGAGUCCAAAGCCUGGUUAUUCAAGUUCAGGAAGUUCUCUAGGAUCAACACCGCCGAGCAGAUAUGCUACUCCAGGCCGUCCCUCAGCACCUUCACCAGCACCGGUCCGAGAUCCGAAUGCUACCUGGAUAUGUCCCAUCUGUUCAUUCUCGAAUCCUGUACCGUCCAAUUUCGAUCCAAGCACAGCAAACGAUCGAACACCUUUGCCACCAUGUCUAGCUUGUGGCAUCAAGCCUCCUCUAGUACAUGUCGUCAAAGCAGCAAUCGCAGCUUUAUCAAAUCGACCAAGUGGGACGAACUCAUUCACGUCUGUACCCACCCAAGUCACAACUACUCCUCUUUCAUCUUCACCACAAACAUCACAGCCCAUGGAUGUUUCAUUGAACCAGUGCCCACGCUGUACUUUUUCCAAUCAUCCAUCUCUAAGUAGCUGCGAGAUAUGUGGAGCCAAACUAUCAGGUCCAGCAGACAGACGUUCCCAAAUCAUCGAAAGCGCAACCACACGUCCGGAAUCUCCUGGCCCGUCUCUUCCAAAUGCAACCUUAGGAGACGGCACUCCAGAAAGUAUCAAACUCUCCUUUCGCGCUGGCGGCGACAAAAUCUUCCACGAACGUCUAAAAGGCGCCCUCGUCCAACGAAAAUGGCUCCUUCAAAACGCCCCUCCUAUCCCUCGCUCCCACAUGAACGAGGCCAACCCGAUAUCCACCUACUCUCUAACCGACGGCUACACACCGACACCACCUCCCCCAAAGGUAGUAGGAAUAGCAGGACUCGAACGCCGAGGAGCAGAAUUACGCAAAAACAACGAAUUCGUCAUCGGUAGCGCCUUUGAAGAUUUGGAAGCCCUCAUGACAUCAGCAAAAGAAGUAAUCGCCAUGGCCGAACGCUUCCGCAGUCAAAACAGCAAUGGCGAUGGCGAUAACGAUGCCAAUAGCGCUGAAGCCGCUUCCUUACUCUCAGACAUGGGUCUCGUGACCACAAAAGAUAUGCUCUCAGGAGGCAGCGGCGCCGAUCGCACCUACAUCGCCGAACUCUCCCGCAAUCUUGCAGAAUUCCUCACCGAUGACAAAAGAGGUGUGUUGAGGAGGGAAGGAGGUAUCAUGUCUUUAGUAGACCUCUGGGCCGUCUUCAACCGCACGAGAAAUGGAAUCGAAUUGGUCUCACCCAUGGACUUUGAAAGAGCUGCCACUAUGUGGGAUACUUUGCGCUUGCCUAUUCGUCUCCGUCGCUUCAGAAGUGGAUUACUCGUCGUCCAAGGUCGCGACCGCACUGAUGACAAGACUGUCGCGAGCUUACUCUCCUGGCUCAAAGACCUACACUCAAUCCCCCCAGCCAUGUCCAAUAUCUCCGAGUUCGGCGCAGUUACAGGGCCCUCCGUAACCUGGGACUGGCAAAUGUUCGGCCGCGGCGUCACAGCCCAAGAAACAGCAGAACGAUUCGGUUGGAGUGUGGGAGUCGCGACAGAAGAGUUGGAAAUGGCAGAGGAAAGAGGUGCACUAUGUCGUGAGCAAGGUCUUGAUGGUGUAAGGUUCUGGGAGAACUUUUUUGCCGAGAUUGAGGUCAAGGUGCCAAAGACGAAGACGGUGCAGCAGUUGGAGCAGGCUGAGCUGGAGAAGAGAUUGAGGGAGAGUGGGCUGUUAUAGAAUUCCAUAUAGAUCAUCGACAUUUUACGCAUACAUAUCUGUACAGAACUUGCAUUCGAACACGGU
Molecule: messenger RNA, 2202 nt
Organism: Aureobasidium pullulans EXF-150
Lineage: Eukaryota; Fungi; Ascomycota; Dothideomycetes; Dothideales; Saccotheciaceae
Product: Vps36-domain-containing protein
Exons: 1
Coding region: 184-2136 (650 amino acids)
Biological process (GO): protein transport to vacuole involved in ubiquitin-dependent protein catabolic process via the multivesicular body sorting pathway
Cellular component (GO): ESCRT II complex; late endosome membrane
Molecular function (GO): phosphatidylinositol-3-phosphate binding; ubiquitin binding
Source: RefSeq, a predicted model, not a curated record